Messenger RNA from Saccostrea echinata, 1800 nucleotides. RefSeq names its product transmembrane emp24 domain-containing protein eca-like. Gene Ontology annotation, cellular component: endoplasmic reticulum; COPII-coated ER to Golgi transport vesicle; endoplasmic reticulum-Golgi intermediate compartment. The transcript is spliced from 6 exons. Gene Ontology annotation, biological process: intracellular protein transport; endoplasmic reticulum to Golgi vesicle-mediated transport; Golgi organization. The record is from RefSeq and is a predicted model, not a curated record. NCBI's taxonomy places the organism in Eukaryota, Metazoa, Mollusca, Bivalvia, Ostreida, Ostreidae. The coding region runs from base 38 to 766 and encodes 242 amino acids.
UGCCAACGUGUAACUUCCUUUCAAUAUUUUAUCCAAGAUGGGUACCAACAACAUGUUGGCAUUUGCCCUUUUAUCUGUAAUUUCAUUGACAUCAGGGCUAUAUUUUCAUAUCGGCGAAACUGAAAAGAAAUGUUUCAUUGAGGAAAUUCCCGACGAAACUAUGGUUGUUGGCCAUUACAAAGUAGAAAUGUUUGACAGAAAUGUCAAUGAUUAUGUGCCAACUGUCUAUGGACUUGGUAUGCACGUGGAGGUUACUGACCCAGAAGAUAAAACUGUUAUGUCUCGGGACUACUUGCCCUCUGCCCCGGGGGUGGGGAUGUUGGUAGAGGUGAAGGACCCAGAGGGUGGCAUUGUCCUGUCCCGGACAUAUGCAGCAGAUGGACGAUUCACUUUCACAUCCCAUAAUGCGGGGGAACAUGUAAUCUGUCUACAUUCCAAUUCUACGGCUUGGUUUUCCAGUGGUCAGUUGAGAGUCCAUCUGGAUAUCCAGGUGGGAGAGCAUGCUGUGGAUUACUCACAGAUCCAGGCCAAAGACAAAUUAUCCGAGCUCCAGCUAAGAAUCCGACAACUCCUGGAUCAAGUGGAGCAGAUCACAAAAGAACAAAAUUAUCAAAGAUAUCGCGAGGAACGUUUCAGACAGACCUCGGAGAGCACUAACCAGCGAGUUCUGUAUUGGUCUAUAGCUCAAACAAUCAUUCUUCUUAUAACAGGUUUUUGGCAGAUGAGGCAUCUUAAGAGCUUUUUUGAGGCCAAGAAACUUGUAUAGUGUUCUAGAUUUUAGGGUAAUAUUAUUAUAAAUUCGGUCCCCCAGUUGUUCAUAUAUAAGAAAAAAAUUGAAAAAGACGUUCAAAAUAGUUCAGUGUUAUGAAGUUUGGACAAAGAAAAAAAUACUGUUUAAUGAAAAUUUAUGAAGUGGAAAUAGAAGAAAAUAAAACAGGUUGCAUUAAUAAUAUAAAUUUGCAUUGUUGCAUACUUAAAUGUGAAGGAAUUGAGGGGAAAAAAAUUGGAACAGAAUUUUUUUAGGAUAAAGUUUUUAAAUUCAUUUAGGAUGCAUUAAGCAGCUAUGGUGUACAUAUAAUUUUCAGACAAUGUAAAAAGGGAAACGUUUUGUUUAAUCCAUUAAUUUUAUUUGAGGUGAAAGUUUUUCCUUUGUUUUGUGACAUAAUAAUUUGUCAUAUUUAUUAUCAAGAUAUUUUGUUGCUAUAUAUGGAGUAGUGUAUGAUUGGUGUUGAAUGAUGUUUGAUGUCAGAGAGAGUUUCCUCCCUUUUGCACUUGUAUUGUUUCUUUGUUUACCACUUUGUAUUUAAAAUGCAUACCGGUAACUUCACAUAUUAAACUAAGUUCUGUUUACUUUAUAAUUAUUGGUAUUUUGAAAGGGUUUUGGGGGGAGGGAUGGGUGGUUCAAAGAUUUCAUUAUAAAAAUGUGUUGAUGUUAAUAAGUAUUAUGCGAGGAAAAUUUUGAUAUUAUAUUUUUUUUUCUAAUUUUCAAAAUGAAUGACAGUUUAUAAAUGUCUGUAUGAAAAAUAACAUUAAAAUUGAGAACAUGAUGAUCAUGUUUACAUUUUAAGCAUAUUGAGUUCACAUGUUAGAUAUAUUUUUUAUCCAUAUUGCAUGUGCAGUAUAUGACUUUGAUUGUAAAUCAUCACUUUUCCUUUUCUUGGAUGAAUCUGUGAGAAGAAGCUCAGAGAGAUGAAAUAGCUUUGCGGAUCUAUGCUUUAUUUUUGUGUACAUGUGCGAUCACUUUUUUUUCUUCUUGUUUGUGUGUGAAUGUGUAACAUGAAAUAAAUAUUUUAAAACUUG